Esox lucius (northern pike) is the source of this 3387-nucleotide messenger RNA. Its product is annotated as E-selectin. The transcript has 12 exons. Gene Ontology annotation, cellular component: membrane. The record is from RefSeq and is a predicted model, not a curated record. The coding region runs from base 147 to 2210 and encodes 687 amino acids. NCBI's taxonomy places the organism in Eukaryota, Metazoa, Chordata, Actinopteri, Esociformes, Esocidae. Gene Ontology annotation, biological process: negative regulation of complement activation, classical pathway; cell adhesion.
AUGAAUUCCAGUAAAUGUGUGGUUUCAUAGUGUGGGUUGGGGUAUAUAUAUAUCCACUUUCACCAGAAGCAUUAUAAUUUCAGCCUCUGGUGAAGAGAUAUAUUUGGUUAUUUAACUGCACUAGACCAUCACAUUCUAAUUCUACAAUGGAUAUCUGCUUCAGAUUGCUGCAUAAUCAUGCAGCCAGAACCUCUAGCUCAUGGUUCUACCACAUCCUCUUGUAUUCAAUUUUCACCAUAUGGACUGUAGUAGAAGGCUGGUCCUACCAUCAUUCCCCUAAAAUUAUGAACUGGGACAAUGCUAGAACGUGGUGCAGGAAGAACUAUACUGACAUGGUGGCCAUUCAGAAUCGUGAAGAGAUCUCUCACCUUAACGACAUCCUGCCCAAGAAGCCUAAUUACUACUGGAUAGGGAUCCGUAAGGUGGCCAGCGUGUGGACCUGGGUGGGCACCAAUAAGACUCUGACGGCCGAGGCAGAGAACUGGGCAGGGGGUGAACCCAACAAUGGUGGGAACAACGAGGACUGCGUAGAGAUAUACAUCAAGAGGGACAAGGACGCAGGGAAGUGGAAUGAUGAGUCAUGUGGGAAGGAAAAGACGGCUCUGUGUUACACAGCCUCGUGUAAGAGUAACUCGUGCAACCAUGGAGUCUGUGUGGAGACCAUCAACAGCCACAAAUGUGAGUGCUUUGAGGGCUUCUACGGAAACCAGUGUGAGAAAGUUAUUCAAUGUAAGAUGGAGGAAGUCACUGUUCCUGAUAAAGCCAGUGUCAGUUGCUCCCACCCCAAUGGGAAUUUCUCCUUCAACUCAACAUGUCAGUAUUUCUGUGAAGAAGGGUACCAGCUAAACAAUUCUGGAAAUAUGAAAUGCACAGCCUCACAAUCAUGGUCGGGACAGCCUCCUACCUGUGAAUUGCUGCAAUGCAGUAAGCUGUAUGAACCCAUGAUGGGUUCCAUGGCCUGUUACCAUCCACUGGGCUCCUUCAGCUACCUGUCUACCUGUGUGUUUACCUGUAAGGAGGGCUAUGAGAUGGUCAACAGCUCUCCUGUACUGCAGUGUGGAGCGUCAGGACAGUGGAACACCUCACUACCACAGUGUGUUGCUGUAAGCUGCCCUUCAUUACAAAAGCCACAGGAUGGCGCUAUCACCUGUGAUGAGGAUUUCACUUAUGGAAGCAGCUGCAGGUUUAGCUGCUCUGAGGGUUAUCGCCUACAGGGGGCCAGCAAGGUGAUCUGCACAUCAGCUGCCAAGUGGAGUGAGAAGAUACCGCACUGUGAAGCUAUCAAAUGCCUGGAGCCAGAGAAAAGAGUUCACUUGUUGACUGAGUGUAGCCAUGCCCCCAACGUCCUCUGGCCAAACUCCACCUGUAGUUUCAGCUGUGCUGCAGGUUUCCACCUACUUGGGGCACCCAAUACAAAGUGCACAGAGAUGGGACAAUGGAGCACUGACAUGCCCACCUGCACAGCUAUUCAAUGCCCAUCACCGGUGGCACCACAUGGGGGCCAGGUCAGCUGUGAGGACCCCUCCCAUUCCUGGGGCUCUAGCUGUGCCUUCCGCUGUGAUGAGGGCUUCAACCACCAAGGCGCCUCAAGCAUGAAGUGUUCAGGAUCAGGGGAGUGGAGCGCAGACUUUCCAAUCUGUACAGCUAUUCAGUGCCCAUCUCCUGUAGCACCACAUGGGGGCCAAGUCAGCUGUGAGGACCUCUCCCAUUCCUGGGGCUCUAGCUGCACCUUCAGCUGUGAUGAGGGCUUCAACACCCAAGGGGCCUCAAGCAUGAAGUGUUCAGGAUCAGGGGAGUGGAGCGCAGACAUCCCAACCUGUACAGUGUUGGAAUGCCCCUUGCUUCAGGCUCCAGUUAAUGGACAAAUGAGUUGUUUCCACGAAAGCUCAGAUGCAACCACCUAUGGCUCAGAGUGCUCCUUCUUCUGUGACCAAGGUUACAUUCUCCAUGGACACGAGGCCAUCAUUUGUGAUCUCUAUGGCAACUGGACAGGAGAGGUGGCAGUGUGCCAAGCAUCUCCUGGGCCACUCUUGAGGCCCACCACCAUGGAACUGGCUGCAAUAGGUGCUGUGUCAUUGUCUGGCAUCUCUCUGGCUGCAUGGUUCCUCAAACGACUCAGACGGAAAGCUAACAAGUUUCAUCUGGAUAGCACUUCAGACAUAGAGGAACCUCCACAGACCUACAAGAGUAGCAUUGACAGCCUAAUUUAGCGGUGAACCACAAAAGCAGGAGAAACGUUAGGAACAACUGCAGGAACUGGUUUGUUCCAUUUUCACUGAAGAACUGUUAGUUAAACCUGUUAUUAGAACUGUUAGUUCUAAUAACAUAUCUGGCUUCUCUUAACCAGAUGAAGGAGUCAAGUCAAGGUUAAAGCAUCAUGUUGGCCAUAGUCUUUGUAAGAUUAUUCAUGCUUUUCUGAAUUUAAUUAGUCCUUUUCAUGAAAACAGGAAUAUUAAGCAAGCAAGUAGGAUUAUUCCACUAUUAGUAAGGGAUAUUUCAUAUUAAUCAGAUAGAUUAUUGUCAUGAACAUACUCAGGGCUAUGAGAAAGUGUCACCCAAUGUCUCCCCUGGAAAUGCCGGAUUAAUUAGUCAAUAAUGUUUAUCAUUUUGCUUAUAGGUUACUUAUUCAUGCAAGCUUUUAUUAGCAAGCAUAGCUUACAAUUACUUGUCUGUCAUUUUUAUCAUAAGGAGAGUCCAAUAACCAGGGAAUGCAAAAGACGCAAAGAAUCCACUCACUGCCAGGAAAACACGUUUUAUGACCCUAUACACAUUUAUCUUGCCAAAUUGUUUAGCAUCACCUAUACAGGAAACUUCUAAUGUAAACGUUUAUUUUUAUCACAAAGCAAAGUUUACAGUUUACAUAGCCGUACUCUGUUGGGUUACAUCGGCAAUAUAUUGGUUGAGGAAGUUGGACAGAUAUAUGAUUGAUUAUGUGAGGGAUUUUUCUUUUUACAAAAAGUAUCUAAGUUUGAGGACCAAACAAGUUAGGCUCCGGUUGUACUGACGAUAAUAAUCUUAUUGAGAAAGUAGAAAUAAUGUUGUUAUUCACUAGGGCAUGUCCGGACGGGUUAUACUUAAAGCUCUCUUCAUGCAACCGGGAAUUCUGAGUUUCCUCAAAUUUUCGUUUGACAGACUCUGACUUUCUGAAUUAACCCUCCGCCUCACAGUUCCUCAGUACAAAAAUAAGCAUUUGAGGACAGAGGACAGAGGUGCUACAAUGAGCAUAAUAAAUAAUUGUUAUGCAUCAUUGACCUAUCAUUGAACAUGUUAUCCUCCCUAAGGGAGUUUUGUCUUUGAACAAAUUGUUCACCACUGGUUGGUAAAUAACAUUUUUAUGUUUCUGUAACUUUCUUAUCCAAACUACAGAAUAUAUAAUAUCCCACUGUA